This is a messenger RNA of Endocarpon pusillum Z07020, 1965 nucleotides long. RefSeq lists its product as uncharacterized. The coding region runs from base 1 to 1965 and encodes 654 amino acids. Gene Ontology annotation, biological process: ubiquitin-dependent endocytosis. Gene Ontology annotation, cellular component: cytoplasm; plasma membrane; cytosol. The record is from RefSeq and is a predicted model, not a curated record. Gene Ontology annotation, molecular function: ubiquitin protein ligase binding; protein-macromolecule adaptor activity. The transcript has 4 exons. Lineage: Eukaryota; Fungi; Ascomycota; Eurotiomycetes; Verrucariales; Verrucariaceae.
AUGGCCCUCAGCUUCCUUACGGGGGCGGGAAGUAGUAAUAGCGCAAAGUUCUUCGAUAUCAGGCUCGACGAUGAGUACAUUGUAUUCCGCGGCAACGAAGAGGAGGCUGCGAGCGCCCACCUCCGCGGCAAGCUGGUCUUGUGUCUUAGCGAGCGCCUUACAACCAAACACAUCAGGUUGACCCUGACAGGAGUCUCUAAGGUUGCGAAUCGUAACUCAACUAGCUCGUCUAAGAAGAGUGCAAAGGAACGGACCUUCUUCGAAAAGACCUGGACGUUCCGAGAUGCCGGGAAGAACAAGACCGAGACCUUGGAGGCAGACAACUAUGAGUACCCAUUCGACAUUGUCCUCGAAGGUUCCUUGCCCGAGAGUGUCGAGGGUUUGUCAGAUUCAUUCGUCAUGUACCGAUUCAAGGCAGAAAUUGGGCGAAGAAUCUCAAAAGAUAUAGUGAUCCGAAAACCCUUGAGGAUUAUUAGGACGUUGGACUCUAGUGCGCUGGAAUUGGCACAUGCUAUGACUGUCGCGAAUGUAUGGCCGAACAAGAUUGAAUACUCAAUCAGUACACCGAGCAAAGCCGUGAUAUACGGAACAUCUGUGUCGGUCGAAUUCCGCUUGGUAUCACUGCUCAAAGGCCUCAAAAUAGGCAACAUCACAACCCAGGUGGUGGAGACGCAGGAAUUCAACCUCAACCCUGAAGCUGUUUCCACCUUUCUGAACCAUCACAGAACUAGCAGGGUUGUUGCCGACGACGAGUACACGGUUCCUGAGGACCCGGAGAUCCUUGACGAAGAGGCUGAAGGCUACAAGUUCUCCAGACACCUUGAGCUCCCCAAAUCAUUGACCAAAUGCAUGCAAGAUGCAGAAACGAGGGGCAUUAAGAUCAGGCAUAAGCUCAAAUUCAACGUUCUAUUACACAAUCCUGACGAUCAUACCUCGGAACUUAGAGCAACACUUCCAGUCUCACUUUACAUCUCUCCAUCCCUCGCCCUCAACGAAAACAACGAGCUGGUCGACCAAACACCAGUAGCUGCUCGUCGUGCGAUCGAGACUGACAUCUCACAUGCAGUCCCGCCACUAUACAGAGAUCACCAGCUUGAUCAGAUGUAUUCGGACGUGGAUUUCAGUGGCUACAGUACACCAGGCAACUUUUCGAUUCCCAGCACUCCGUUUGGGAGUCACUCGCGGAAUCUGUCUUCCGAAAAUCUUUCCUCACUAGAUACAGUAAUGCCAGGUGGGACCGAAGUUCCAUCCUCCAGCAUCACAUCUGGCGAUGUCUCCGCAGCAGCGCUGAGGCACAGGUUACAGAAUCUCAGGUCCAGACCUGCUCCCCCAACCCCUGAAAGUCUGCCUGAACCUGGUCCUGAUUCCUUGAGACGGCCUCUGGCCACAAACAGCGUCCACCAGGGGGACUACUUUUCAAGGGGGUGCUCGUCAAGAAGAUCGCAUUCUCGAAGCAGUCCAACUCGAUCGCGUUCCGUUACACCGGGACAAGACCGCUCCUCACUGGUCAGUGAAGACAACUUCUCCCGAAGAACCAGCGACGAAGACUAUAUUACCAUGCCAACAGGCACACAAACUCCGGGGCCCCAAUAUCUAGAGGUUGAAUAUCUCUCUCGUAUCCCGUCAUACUCGACAGCCGUCCGGGCCUCAGCGCGAACGCCUUACUCGGGAUCCGAUCUUCCCACGUAUGAUGCUGCGACAUCUCUGUCUGCGUCGCCGAACGCCGCGUCUGUGUUGGCGGAGCAAGCAUCAAGCAGUCGUGGGAGAGGACCCAUUGCCGGUAUCCCAGGUCCAGGGACGUCGUCGCCGAGAGGUGGAUCUUUGCUGUUCACUACUGGCAAUCCACACGAACCGGGAAGGACGGGAAGGAACGGCAUGUCGGGAAAUAUGCAUGAACGAACAAUGGGAGAGAUUCAAGACGAGGAGAGGAGAUUGAGGUUGAUGCAAGCUAGGGGAAGAGGCUGA